Molecule: messenger RNA, 3042 nt
Organism: Pelodiscus sinensis (Chinese soft-shelled turtle)
Lineage: Eukaryota; Metazoa; Chordata; Testudines; Trionychidae
Source: RefSeq, a predicted model, not a curated record
GUUCCGGGUCAGCGAGACGCCCCCGCUCACCAGCCAUUUCACUGAGGCGCUGGAGAACCUCCCGGAGAAGUACGACAGCAAAUCCAAGGUGGAGUACCAGCAACUCAUCAGCAACUACGGCACCCACUACGUGUCCCAGGUGCAGCUGGGGGGCCGGGCGCGGGACGUGACAGCCGUGCGGGUCUGCGAAGCGGCACUGAGCAGCUUGACAGCUGACGAGAUCAAGGAUUGUUUGAGUGGGGAGUCGUCUGUGAGUAUUGGAUCUGGCUCAGCUAAGGGUGGGUACAACCAGUGUGAGGAGGACAAGAAGAAGAGGAAGGUUCAGAGGAGCUUUCAUGAGACAUAUCGGGAGCGUCACGUGGAGGUGGAGGGAGGACACAGCACAACAGACAUCUUGUUCUCCGGACAAGACGCCAAAGUCUUCUCAGCUUGGAUGGAGAGCCUCAAAUCCAGCCCCGGCCUGGUGUCCUAUUCCCUGCAGCCCAUCCACAUGCUGGUAGAGCAGGACGACCCCAAGCAGGAGGAGCUGAAGCGGGCGGUGAGUAAGUACAUCCUUGAGAGGGCCCUGUGGAGGAAUUGCACCCAGAGCUGUCCCCCAGGGACCCAGCGCAGCGCCCACGAUCCCUGCUCCUGUGUCUGCCCGGGGGACACCGUGACCAACACCAUGUGCUGCUCACGGGAACGUGGGCUGGGGAAGCUGACGGUGAGUGUGCAGAAGGCCAGUGGUCUGUGGGGGGACUACUUUACUGCUACAGAUGGUUUCGUCAAGGUCAUCUUUGAGAGCAAGGAGCUGCGGACUGGCACCAUCUGGAACAACAACAAUCCCACCUGGAACGUCCACUUGGACUUUGGCACCGUCCGCCUCAACAGCGCCAGCAAGAUCCGCGUGCAGGUCUGGGACGAGGACAACAAGUGGGACGAUGACAAACUGGGAAACUGCGACAUCGAGCUGGAGUCUGGGGGGCCCCACCAGAAGGAUUGCUACAUGAACCACGGCCGCGUCUGGUUCCAGUACAGCCUGCGCUGUGGGCCCCACCUCGGGGGUCGGAGCUGCUUUGACUAUGUCUCUCAGCCACCCCGGAGGAGCACAGCCAAGGGGAAGGAGGCAAAGGCCAUCUGGUGAGCCCCUUAGCUAGGGGGUCGGAGAGGGUCCUGGGUGUGCUUUGAUCAAUUGCGCUCCCUGUCCGAGCAUUUCCUGGCUCCCACUCUGCAGACGCCUCUUGCUGUUGCUCCUGUCUGUGUCUGCUGUGCCUAUAAGAGUCUGUCUGUUCCUGUGAGCCCGUCAUCCUCACAACUCCGUCUGGGGAAAUAGCCGAGCAGAAAUCGUUUGUUCUGGAUCCAGCAGCCCACUGCAUCCAAUAACCAUCUACUGUAUCCAGCUAACCAACAAAUCUACUGCAUCCGACCAGUCCACCUGCUCCCCCAUCCAGCCAACUGCCAGCUAAGCAACCAACCAAUGGCUGUGUUUAAUUUAUCUGACUUAUUGAAACAACAAACCACCAACGGGAUACAGAGUCUCCAAUUUAUCCAUCCAACCAAACAGAUCAAAGAACAUAUCCUGCCUAUCCCCCAUAUCUCUCCGUCCAUCCAUUCAGCCAACCAAUGCCUGUAUCUAGUACAUCCAACAUGCAAAACCAACCAACCAAUGAAUGCAUCCAAACAACUGAUGAAUUUAGGUAGAGUAUACAACAUUCACAACAAACCAACCAAUGAAUUCUCCAGUGCAUGAAAACAACCAAUGAAUUUCUCUAGAGACGCUAAUCUGAAAUGCCAGCCUGCCAGCCAACUAAUGAAUGUGUUUUUUUUAAAUAAAAAUGUCCGGUCAGCUAAUCACCGAAAGCAUUGAGUGGCUCCAAUGUAACCAGCCAAUCAAGAGAUGUACUUAGCUUAUCCAGCCUACUUGCCAAAUGAAGUAUCCAAUGCAUCCGUCCAGCCAACUGACCACUGUGUGCAUCCUAUUCUAAGCCUACCACUGAGAGAGCAUGUGCAUUUUUCUCUGUUAUAUGGACCGCAUCCACAGUAUAGUUGGGCGCUAUCUGCAUGUCCGUCAGGAUGUCACAUGAGCCUCUGGAGUGUGUUGAUUGGUCCAAAAGCAACCCAUGGGCGGUGGAUUGAGAAGCACUGAUCUAAUACAUCCAGGGCAACUAACCAUCUAACUGAUGACCUAAGUAAUGUCUUAAUGCCAACCAAUUAAUCAACCGACAAGCUGUGCUACCCAUCCUCCGCCCCAUGUAUCCCCCCGCCCCCACCCAUUCUAUUUCUCUGUCUGGUAUAGCCUCUUGAAAGGUGCACAGCUCAGCCCUGUCUCACUGUGGCUUCAGUGAUUAACACUCUGAAGAAACCUGAACACUCUCCAGAAAUGGGCGUGAUUCUAAAUGCACAGCGGGUGGGCUGGAUUCCAGAGGGACCUUACGGGCUGGUCCCUAACUGUGUUUCUGUUGCUUUGCACAGUUAUCCAUCUCUCUUGGGUUAGUUAUGGGAUCGUGAAUUCACAGGCUGCACCGACCAUUCAGCUGGCUUUUCUCUGCUCAGUUGGCCAUCAGAAAUGAUGACAUUUCCCCUCAUAAUCAGUAGGAGUCAGAGUGAACACCCAGAACAACAUGGACUAUGAUUCUGGCUGUCAGCAGCGUUAAGGAGAUGGCACUGCAUUCGGAUCACAUCGGGAAGAGUGUAUUCCCCCUACAUGAAGGAUGAAAACAUAUUCUUCACUCACACCUACCUGUGUCUGCUGGACGUCUAGAUCAAUAGCUUCAUGGUGCACCUUAGUAAUGGAGGGAGACCGGUUAACUCUGAACCCUACUGACUACAAGUUAAAUAUCUCCAGUCUGGAAAACAGCCAUGCACUCUGCAGCUUCACUGCAAAACAAUUUGCUUCUGGGGGCAUUCCAGGUCUCUAGGUCUUUGGGAAUGUAUCUCCCUGCUUCAAUAAACAUUUCUGAAAGCAUAUUUCGAAGCUGGAAGCCUUUGUAAUUCUUCUAACCUCAGUGGGCUGCACCGCAUUGUAGCGUAGAAACGAGCGGGUGCAAUGCCGGCUUGGGAACA